UCCCAAUGACUCCGAACCUCCUGUGCUCACGUCUACGGUAUACCCACAACACGUUAUCUCGUGUGUUGGGGAAUUGGGAUAUAUUCCUCACAGAAUGCACUUAACAGUCACAUCUCAUCUAACAUAUGGGGAGAUAUUCCCACUGGCUAUAAAGGUCGUUGGAACGGAAUCCGGUUUCCUUCAUUUCACCGGAAAACUAAAUUCAUAGUCUUAUUGACUUCUCUGCUUCCGGAGUUAACACUUCAACUCCUCUUCAUGGACAGGCACUCCAGAAGGAACUGAAUUCUCAAUUUCAAUUUAAUUCCCCGCGUUAUGUUCCAGUCUGUAUUUACUGUAAAGAGUUUCAAUUUCGGCAAUAAACAUGGAGCAAAAUCUCAUAUCCUUGCUUCAGUCCUCUGUACGCCUCAAGGAGCUGAAGCAAAUUCAUGCUCUCAUAUUCAAAAAGUACAUCAGUUUCACCCCAUUCUUCAUCAAAAGGCUCUUACAUCUCUCUAUUGUUGAUUAUGCUCGCCUAGUAUUCAACCAAGUUCCUCAACCAGACCAAUAUCUCUAUUGUUCUUUCAUAUCAGCGUACUCUAAACUGUCUUUGUACGCUGAAGCUAAAAAAAUGUUCUUUUUGAUGCACCAUGACCUAGCUCGCAUAAGUUGUUUUGCAUUCUCGCCUGCUCUUAGUUCCUGUGCUUCCUUGAUGGCGACCAGCGAAGGGAAACAAAUUCAUUCUCUUGUUAUAAAUUAUGGGUUUGGUUCAAAUGUUUUCAUCCAGACCACUUUAAUCGAUUUCUAUGCUAAAACGGGUGAUUUGGGAUCUGCUAAGCAGGUCUUUGAUGAAAUCUCAGUGAAAGAUCCAGCUUCUUAUAAUUGCUUGAUAUCAGGCUAUUCUAAAUCCGGCGAGGUUUUGGUGGCACGUAAUCUGUUUGAUAAGAUGACAGAGAGAACAAUUGUUUCAUGGAAUUCUAUGAUUUCUUGCUAUGCACAUAAUGGGCAUUAUACUCAAGCAUUAGAGAUUUUUGAAAGAAUGCAAGCUGUUAAGUGUCAGCCUAGUGAAAUUACUUUGGUGACUAUCCUAUCUAUUUGUGCUAAGUUAGGGGACUUAGAGAUGGGUUUAAGAGUAAGGAAGUUGAUUGAAAAUAAUAAGUUGUGUAGAAAUAUGAUUGUUUCAACUGCACUUUUGGAAAUGUAUGUAAAGUGUGGGGCUGUAAAUGAUGCACGGAGGGAGUUUGAUCAGAUGGCUCAAAGAGAUAUUGUUGCAUGGAGUGCAAUGAUUGCAGGUUAUGCACAAAAUGGCAGAUCAAAUGAGGCACUGGAACUCUUCGAGCUAAUGAAAAGUGAGAACGUUAAGCCAAAUGAUGUCACACUAGUGAGCGUUUUAUCUGCUUGUGCUCAACUGGGUUCAGUAGAACAUGGUGAGCGCAUAGGCAAAUACAUUGAGAGUCGGGGCUUUGCCUCCAAUGUCUAUGUAGGCUCUGCAUUAUUAGACAUGUAUGCUAAAUGUGGUAAUAUUAGAAAAGCACUUCAGGUCUUUGAUCAGAUGACUCAUAAAGACAUAGUUUCUUGGAAUUCCAUGAUUGGAGGACUGGCUGCUAAUGGAUUAGCAGAAGAUGCAAUUUCACUUUACAUGAAAAUGAAAGAAGCUGAGGUAAAACCCAAUGAUAUAACAUUCACAGGGUUGUUAACAGCGUGUACCCAUGCAGGGCUUGUAGAAUUGGGACUUGAGUUUUUCAAAAGCAUGAAAUCAGAUCACAAUAUCAUACCAAAGGUUGAACAUUGUGCCUGCAUUGUAGAUCUCUUUUGUAGGUCAGGACGAUUAGAAGAGGCUUACAAGUUUAUAUGUAAUAUGGAAAUGGAGCCCAAUGUUGUCAUAUGGGGUACCUUAUUAAGUGCUUCUAGGACCUAUUUGAAUGUAGAGCUUGCCGAGCGCUCAGUUGAAAAGCUGCUAAUAUUAGAACCAGAGAACUCAGGGAAUUAUGUCCUGCUUUCUAACAUAUAUGCUAGCGUAGGUAGAUGGCAAGAAGCCUUAAAGGUGAGGAAGUUAAUGAAGGAUAGGAGAAUACAGAAGAUAGCUGCAUAUAGUUGGAUAGAAAUUGAGGAUAAGCUUCAUAAGUUCCUAGUCGGAGACACAUCCCAUCCAAGGUUCACUGAGAUCUACAGUGUUGUUGAUGGGUUGAGAUUACAAAUGAACUGGGCUGGUUAUACUCCAAACUCCGAUUUGCCUGAAGAGGAUUUCUUGUAUACAGACAGCUCAUAGCCAAUGCAUGAACACUUGUAGGAUUUUUCUUUAAUUUCCCUAUUUAUUUGAAAGAUUGAGGAUGAUGAAAUCUUUAUAAUGCAUGUAAGCUAAACUUGUUUCCCAACUUUUCCAAAUAUGUGUUCGUAUGAAGAAUUUGAUGGGGGUAUUGGAAGGAGGAUCCAUUCCUGCACUAAGCAAUAUUGAGGAGGCACUGAAAGCUGAACAAAAAGGCACCUCCUGGUACUGCAAGGAGGAGGAGGAGAUCAGAACCUAGGAGGCAAUUUGGAAAUUAAACAUCAGCAAAGCCUUCUGUUGGGCUACCUAACAUCUAAGGUCACAUUGGUUCAUAUUCAGACUUAUUCCACAUGAACAUUUUGCUACAUAAAAGUCUUUUCUCUGUUGUUCUAUAACUAUAAUGUUUGAGGUAAUGGGCUAAUGGAUGUUUGGCUCCUGACAGUCCCAUGACUUUUGCUACAUAAAAGUCAAUGUGCUGCUCCAUUAGGUUACAUAGCCAUGUUUUGGUCUAACCAUUUUCUUGUAUCCAUUCUGAAUAAGUAGGACUCUAAUUCUGGUUUGUUAUUAGUCAAAUGUUUUAUUUUUCCUGA
Molecule: messenger RNA, 2832 nt
Organism: Nelumbo nucifera (sacred lotus)
Lineage: Eukaryota; Viridiplantae; Streptophyta; Magnoliopsida; Proteales; Nelumbonaceae
Source: RefSeq, a predicted model, not a curated record